Musca domestica (house fly) is the source of this 1328-nucleotide messenger RNA. RefSeq names its product CDK-activating kinase assembly factor MAT1 (gene Mat1). Gene Ontology annotation, cellular component: transcription factor TFIIH holo complex. The record is from RefSeq and is a predicted model, not a curated record. Lineage: Eukaryota; Metazoa; Arthropoda; Insecta; Diptera; Muscidae. Gene Ontology annotation, biological process: regulation of transcription by RNA polymerase II; positive regulation of cyclin-dependent protein serine/threonine kinase activity; nucleotide-excision repair. The transcript has 2 exons. The coding region runs from base 190 to 1143 and encodes 317 amino acids. Gene Ontology annotation, molecular function: cyclin-dependent protein serine/threonine kinase activator activity.
UGAAUAUUGCUUUUGAACUACUUCGUUGCAGAACAACAAACGACUGGAGUACGUUUGCUUUUUAAGAAACAAAUUGACCUUUCCGAGAAUUCUCUAUUGAGAAAGGUUCCAGUAGAGAAGGAAUUAGAAGGGUGAAACUGACUUUAGAUUUUCGCAGCCAAAGACGUUACACCCUUCCAUUUGCCCACAAUGGAUGACCAAGCCUGUCCACGAUGUAAAACCACAAAAUAUCGUAACCCUUCGUUGAAGUUGAUGGUCAACGUAUGCGGGCAUACGUUAUGUGAAUCUUGUGUGGAUUUGCUCUUCUUAAAGGGAUCGGGUUCCUGUCCACAAUGUAAUGUUGCUCUCAGACGUAACAAUUUCCGCAUACAACUGUUCGAAGAUCCUAUGGUGGAAAAGGAAGUCGAUAUACGUAAACGUAUUCUCAGGGAUUAUAAUAAAAAGGAAGACGAUUUCAAUUCGCUGCAGGAAUACAAUGACUAUUUGGAGGAAAUCGAGACUAUUAUAUACAACUUAUGCAACAAUAUCGACAUUAUUGGCACCAACAAACGUAUAGAACAGUACAAGAAAGACAAUCGUGAAGUUAUACAACGUAACCGAACACGUAUGGGUCGUGAAGAAAUCGAAUUGGAGGAGAUGUUGGAACUUGAGAAGACGCAAGAAGAGUUACGUCGGCAGGAGUUACUUAAUCUAGAGGCUGAACAGAAAAAGAAGAAAGCUCGCGAGAAGGAAGCACUCAUUGAUGAGCUUAUGUGCAGUGGCAAGGAUGCAAAUGCAAUUGUUAAUGAAUUUGCUGUGAAAGUUGAAAAAUUGCGAGAAGAAGAAAAACAAUUGCCACCACCGCCGAAACCGGCAACACAAUUCUCAUCGGGUAUUAAAUUUGGUCGCUCGGCAGAUCAUCAAUUUCUACCCGUGCCAAAAGUCGAAGAAGGUCCCGUGUAUAUACACGAAAGACCUGUUCUAUACAUGGAAGGUCCGGCAGCACCACCUGUACAGGAAAUUGAAAGUCGUGGUUAUAUGGCUCAUGUCCGGGGCGAAAAUCUUACCGAAAGAGCCGGUGGUUAUCGGGCAACGUACGCCUGUCAACGAGCUCUACUCGAAGCAAUGCAGGGUUUGUUUCAUGGUGCUGCAGUUGCAAACUGAAGAACCAGAGUUACGGGUAUACAAAAUCUUGGGUAGAUAUAUGUUGGCAGGGAAAGAUAAUAGAUCUUAGGAAAUCACUUGUUGAGUACUGAAAUAAAUUUAUUUUAUUUUUUAUGAAUGAAAAAGAAUUGAUAUAAAAUAAAAUUUAUGUUGUACUGUGUAAGAACAAAAUGCUUUAAUUUAAA